AUGCCUCAAUUCUUUUUACCUGUUCCCAAUUAUGGUCAGACAAUCAAUUCAUCCUUUCGGAUACAAUCGAAAAAAGCAAUUAGUGAUUUACUAAUGGCUUAUACACCACAACAAACGACUGUCAAACAACUAGUGCUCGAAAUUGCUACAUCGACAUCGUCGAUUUUGGUUAUGUUAAUUCUUAUCGCACUUAUUUAUGUUUUUAAGUUUAUUAAAUGUAAGCUGCAAAGAAAACUAAAUGACCUUGAAUCGGCUGUAUAUGAUAUAGAACUUGCUUGA
Messenger RNA from Adineta ricciae, 279 nucleotides. Lineage: Eukaryota; Metazoa; Rotifera; Eurotatoria; Adinetida; Adinetidae. The record is from the annotation of a GenBank genome assembly.